This is a messenger RNA of Cuscuta campestris, 3135 nucleotides long. The record is from the annotation of a GenBank genome assembly. Lineage: Eukaryota; Viridiplantae; Streptophyta; Magnoliopsida; Solanales; Convolvulaceae.
CUCGAAACUGUUAAACUUUCAUCCUGGCUAUGCAAGUUUGAGUCUUUUGCCUUUUUUUCCAUAUUUUCCCCCCUGUUUUUUAAAGUAGAUUAUUACUCGAUUGGAGAAGAAACCCAGAAGUAUGUUUCUUUAUUUAAACACACUGUGAUUUUUUGCUGUGAGAGUAAUUAGUAGCACAGAAUCUGGGAAGCCAAGGAGUUGAGUGAUUAGGAUCUGACAUUACUGGGGGCUGUUUUUACUGGCUGAAUUGGAUUGAAGAAUCAUGUCACAGACCAACUGGGAAGCUGAUAAAAUGUUAGAUGUGUAUAUAUAUGAUUACUUAGUGAAGAGAGAUUUAAAAGCUACAGCUCAGGCUUUUCAAGCUGAAGGGAAGGUCUCGUCCGACCCUGUUGCGAUCGAUGCACCUGGCGGUUUUUUAUUCGAGUGGUGGUCAGUUUUUUGGGAUAUUUUUAUUGCAAGGACCAAUGACAAGCACUCUGAUGUUGCUGCAUCCUAUAUUGAGACUCAACUGAUGAAAGCAAGGGAGCAACAACAACAACAACAACCGCAGCAACAACAAUCACAACAACAGCAACAACCGCAACAACAACAACAACAACAACAAAUACAAAUGCAACAACUUUUAUUGCAAAGACAAGCUCAACAGCAGCAGCAACAACAACAGCAUCAACAGCAAACACAAUCACAACAGCAGCAGCAACAAAGGAGAGACGGAAACCAUAUGUUGAAUGGAACACCGAACGGAAUGGGAGGAAAUGACCCUCUUGUGAGACAAAGUCCGGGUGCAAAUGCAUUGGCUACAAAAAUGUACGAGGAAGGAUUGAAAGUUCCUGGGCAGAGGGAUCCUAUGGAUGAUGCCCCCACAAAGCAAAGGUUUGCUGAGAAUUCUAGCCAGCUGUUGGAUCCGGCUCAUGCUUCCAUUCUGAAAUCUGCUACUGCUGCAGCUGGUCAGCCCUCGGGUCAAGUGCUGCAUGGUGCAGCUGGCGGCAUGUCUCCACUAGUUCAGGCUCCGAGCCAGCAACUUCCAGGGUCUGCACCGGACAUAAAGCCUGAAAUCAACCCAAUGAUGAACUCGCGAGCUGCUGGUCCAGAAGGAUCAUUGGUGGGGAUUCCGGGUUCAAAUCAUGGUGGCAACAAUUUGACUUUGAAGGGAUGGCCCUUGACUAGUUUUGAUCAGCUUCGUUCUGGAAUUCUCCAGCAUCAGAAGUCUUAUAUGCAGGGCCCACAGCCUUCCUUUCAUCAACUACAAAUGCUGUCACCACAGCAUCAGCAUCAGCUGUUACUCGCUCAGCAAAAUUUAACGUCAUCCUCUGCGGGUAGUGAUGCUGAGAGCAGAAGGCUGAGAACGAUCUUCAAUAACCGGAACAUGCCUAUGGGGAAGGAUGGUCUCUCAAAUCUGGUUGGUGAUGUUCCAAAUAUGGGCUCAGUUCAGAAUAUGGGAUCACCUUUGCAGUUAAAAUUGGCACAGUUGCAGCAGCAACAUUCACAAAAUCCACAACAGCAGCUCCAGCAGCAUUCACUUUGUAGUCAGCAACCACAAAGUUCAAACCACAGUCUUCAGCAAGAUAAAAUUACGGGAUCUGGAGGUGUUACUGGGGAUGGCAGCAUUUCAAUUGACCGGGUUUCAAAAACCCAGAAUGGGAGAAAGAGGAAACAAACAGUCUCAUCUUCUGGACCUGCAAAUAGCUCUGGGACUGCAAACACAGCUGGGCCUUCCCCUAGUUCAGCCCCAUCCACACCGUCCACUCACACUGCUGGAGAUGCAAUGUCAGUUCCUCCAAUGCAACAUAGUGGCAAUUCUUCAAAGCCAUUAAUGAUGUUUGGAACCGAUAACAAUGGUGCUCUUACCUCACCUUCUAAUCAGUUGUGGGAUGGAAAAGACGUUGUGCAGGCCGAUAUGGAUCGUUUUGUGGAUGAUGGUUCUCUUGAUGAUAAUGUUGAAUCUUUUUUAUCUCCUGAUGAUGCUGACCCAAGAGACACAGUUGGCCGUGGUAUGGAUGUCAGUAAAGGGUUCACAUUUACCGAAGUAAACUCGGUUCGUGCAAGUGUGAGCAAAGUUGUCUGCUGCCACUUCUCGUCAGAUGGAAAACUGCUAGUGAGCGGUGGCCAUGAUAAAAAGGCUGUUUUGUGGCAUACUGACACCUUAAAGCCAAAAACAACACUUGAAGAGCACUCCUCACUCAUAACUGAUGUUCGCUUCAGUCCAAGCAUGGCCCGCCUUGCAACUUCUUCUUUUGACAGGACUGUUAGAGUUUGGGGUGCUGACAAUCCUGGAUACUCGCUUAGGAAUUUUACGGGGCAUUCUGCUAGCGUGAUGUCACUUGAUUUCCAUCCCAAUAAAGAAGAUCUGAUUUGUUCCUGUGAUGGGGAUGGUGAGAUCAGGUAUUGGAGCAUCAACAAUGGCAGCUGCACGCGAGCAAUCAAGGGCGGGACCGCACAGGUGAGAUUUCAGCCUCGUCUCGGCAGGUUUCUUGCAGCGGCUGCUGAGAAUGUCGUGUCCAUUCUUGACGUGGAAACGCAAGCAUGCAGGCAGACAUUAAAGGGCCAUACAAAACCUAUUCACUCUGUGUGCUGGGACCCAUCAGGGGAUCUCCUCGCUUCAGUUAGCGAGGACUCUGUCCGAGUGUGGAUGCUCGGUUCGGGAAACGAAGGGAAUUGUGUGCAUGAACUCAGCUCAAACGGCAACAAGUUCCACUCUUGCGUUUUUCAUCCUUCCUACUCCUCAUUGCUUGUUAUUGGCUGUUACCAGUCUCUGGAGCUAUGGAACAUGACAGAGAACAAAACAAUGACACUCCCAGCACACGAAGGAUUAAUAGCUUCGUUGGCUGUAUCCACAGCGGCGGGUCUGGUCGCUUCAGCCAGCCACGACAAGAUCAUUAAGCUUUGGAAGUAAAACAAAAAAAUAUAUGCAGGGGGCAUUUCCGUCUUCUGCUUUUGUUCUUUGACCCACUUGUUGUAUCUUCACCCCCAAACUAUAUUUAUUAGACAGUGUUUUCAUCUUUGAUCUGUAUUGUAUGUCUUGUGUUUACUGUUAGAUUUGUUUUUGUUUUUUCAGUGUAACUUGAACACUUCUGUACUGGGACCAAAACGAAAAUUAAUUUCAUCUGUGAUAUUUGAAAACUCUGUAGUAUUGGU